Molecule: messenger RNA, 2231 nt
Organism: Galdieria sulphuraria
Lineage: Eukaryota; Rhodophyta; Bangiophyceae; Galdieriales; Galdieriaceae
Product: archaeal ATPase
Exons: 3
Coding region: 146-2098 (650 amino acids)
Source: RefSeq, a predicted model, not a curated record
GGCAAAUCAUGUUCUUAUCAAGACUUGUUCAAAGCUUCAAAAGACUUUCGUCGCAAUCAAGAGUUUGAGCAUUGGACUGUUGGAAGAAGAUUGAUCGACCAUUGUUGUAUUUUACUGUCGCAUAGUUUACUUCAUAGCUUACGAUAUGUCUAGUGAGUUUCAACCAGAAACCGUAUAUGACAUGGUUGUAGUAGACCGAGAACAAGAUGUUGGCGUAGUAACAAAGCAGUUGUUUUCAGCUAUACACUCUACUGGAAAGACGAAAUUCGUACAAAGUUAUUUGGAACUGGUGUAUAAUAUGGGUGAAAGUGCACUGAUAGGUCUCGAUUACGUUGGUGAGUCUGAGAAGGCCAACCGAAGAGGUUUCCUGGAGAAGCUGAAAAGGGCUUCGUUGCUCUUUGUGGAUUUAAGGGAGUUGAAGCCAACUCGACCCAUCGAGGAAAAACGCAACCUAAAGUGGGCAGUCUACUAUUUAUUGUACCGAUCAGCUUGUAAUCAGAUGGGUCUACCGUUUAUGAAGCCUGAUGAAGCCUACAGACACUUUCCUCCCUAUCCAAGCUUUCUCAUUCUGGAGCUACGGAAGACUUUGGGCAUUCCUUCCGAUCAAUUUCUUUUGUUGGCAUUUGACGAAGUUGGUGUCCUUGACGAAAGUCUCGACGAAUUUCAUUUCAAGAGAACCCAUGACGGUAGAGUUCGACCAUACGACGACUUUAUCGAUAUUAUUCGUGAGUUGUGCAAAGAACCCGACUUGUUUUUUAUAGUUGUUGGGAAAAGUGAAGACUUAAAUAUAUAUAAUUACGUAGCUUCAGUCUCAAGAGUUCAGUUAGUGUUUAUUCCUCUUGCGCCGCUUGAGAAACAUAGUAUCGUGGAACAUUUGGAGAAAAGUUCUUUCUUUUUAUUCACUGGGAGCCCAAAGGUUUCAGAAAUUCUUUGUCACAAAGACUUCUCAACUAGUGAACUUGCAGAAUUGUUGUUGGAAUUGACUGGUGGUGUUCCUGGUUUACUUGUUCGAGCAAUCAGUUACCUUUUGCUGUAUAAAUCAUCCAACAACAAUUUCUUAUUAUCUAAGGAAACCUUCUUGAUCAUAAUGAAUAGCUUUCUAGUAACAAAUUAUUGUGUUGCGACAUUCUUACCUCUUCUGAUAAGUCUCAGUGAGCAGCUUACAGAUAUGUGUCUCUAUCGUCGAUUGGUUAUAGAACCAGACGGCAACGAACGCUAUGAAGUGUUGAUUCCCAAGUUACUGAUUGAAUAUAUUGACCAAGGCUUAAAGGAUGAUCGUUUAGAAUGGUUACUUUUACAGACUCUCAAGUCUCAAUUUGUUGAAUUCUUUUAUGAGUCGAAAUGUCGAAUUUUGGAAGGUCUUAUUGCUACACUGUUUUAUUUACAUUUUUCUCGGCGUCCUACAAACAGCUCAAUGUUUUCUACUCUUGGUCAAUUGUCUCGUGUUUGGAAUGAAAUGAAUUUACAAUUUUCUUCCGAAUCUGCUGCUUAUUAUAUGAAAUCUAUACAUUAUACCAGAGCUGUAUCAGGAACAGAGAGAAUGACAUUUGGAAGCAAUGAUGAAUGGGAAAGGAUAGUGGAAGAAAUGUUAGAAUUUGAAAAGAUAUGUAUUCCAUUUCAUUCAACAUCUCAUAGUCCAGAUAUAUUAUUCAAGUUGCAUGGAAGAACGAAUGAGAAGAAUUUGAUGAUAGUGGGUAUUGCUUGUAAAGGCCGAUGGAGUCGUAAUGGUAUUCGAUGGAUUGAAAUUUUGGAAGAAGCUCACAAGUUUUUAAAACCAGUGCAUGAUCAAGUAUUGACUAGUCAUCCUACUUGGCAUUGUAUGUUGAUUAUUAUGAGUACUCAGUUAGCGACCAACGUAUCUGAGGACUUGAAUCAUUCUAGUCGUUGUUAUUCUUUUGGCGAUAGUGUUGGAGAUUUCGUGAUUCCUCACAACUGUGAAUUGGUUAUUCUUUCUGAAGCCGAUGUAGAAAACUUUAUUGGCAAAGACAUUUUAUCAAAUUUAAGGAACGCUUUCAAGGCUGUGGAUAAUCCACAUUCGAGAAAUAUUGGCAUUUCAACACUACAAAAAAUAGUUUUAUUGCUUUCCAAAAAUAUUUAGGAAUAUCUUGUUGUUCUAGUGAAUGCUUCUUUGUUAUCAUUGAAAUAUUUGAAAUUUAAUAUUUUGUAAAGGAUGUGGAGUUUCUUAAACUUUCUUUAUCAAAAGAUUCUGAAAUGAAUGGAGAUUACCAUAA